UCUACGCUAUCAAAUAAGGAUAGGGCGGAAACAGGUCCCGAUGGUACUCUCGGUGAACAACCUCCUCGGGAUUCUCAACCUGGAAAAGAAACUGAACCUUUUCCUUCCCCUGCUGCACCUGAACCUGCUGCUGGGAGUCCUGCUGUACCUGUAAUUGAAGAGGGAACUGGAAACGGUGAACAAAGCACAACAGAUGAAAGUGUAACUAAAGUGGAAGAUGCAGCAGCACAACCUUCUCUUUCUCCCACCAAUUCAACCCAAGAGAAUACCGGUGAUAAUAAUGCAAACACUGAAAAUGGCACUUCAUCUGCAGAGAGUGAAUCAACAAAUACCC
Trypanosoma theileri is the source of this 334-nucleotide messenger RNA. RefSeq lists its product as uncharacterized. The transcript has a single exon. The record is from RefSeq and is a predicted model, not a curated record. Lineage: Eukaryota; Euglenozoa; Kinetoplastea; Trypanosomatida; Trypanosomatidae. The annotation marks the transcript as partial.